Molecule: messenger RNA, 3475 nt
Organism: Vespula vulgaris
Lineage: Eukaryota; Metazoa; Arthropoda; Insecta; Hymenoptera; Vespidae
Product: transmembrane protein 115
Exons: 4
Coding region: 61-1149 (362 amino acids)
Biological process (GO): retrograde vesicle-mediated transport, Golgi to endoplasmic reticulum
Cellular component (GO): membrane; Golgi apparatus
Source: RefSeq, a predicted model, not a curated record
UCAGGUGAUAGCGCGAGUGGCUCUGUGAUUCAAAGAGGUUAAGGGUCUAUUUGGAAAGAAAUGGCAGCGAUAAAGGGCCUCGCUAGAAACAUCCCUUAUUUAAAACAACAAUUCGCGGCCCUUUUAGGAAAUACCAGUACCAGCGUGAAGUUCAUAUGCGUCGUAGUUCUGUUCUCGUACUGCCUUUCUUUUUCCCCAGAAGCAGUGCGCGCUCUUAGCGUGACACCAGGUUAUUUGAUACCACCAGCAUUUUGGAUCUGGACGGCCUUCACUUUUUGUUUUCUUGAAAUACACUUUUGGGAAGUAUGUGCUGACGUUGUGACUGUUGGUCUUUGUGGGAAAUUGAUAGAACCUCUUUGGGGUGCUAUGGAGAUGAUGACCUUUUUUGCGGUUGUUAACUUUGGAGUAGCAGUACUCUCAGCGCUGUUUUAUUUAUUUCUUUACAUGUGCACCAAUGAUACUGAUUUGUUAUUCGAUAUACACAUUCAUGGCCUGACAGGAUAUAUCGCAGGUGUCGCUGUUGCAGUAAAACAGAUUAUGCCAGAUCAUAUUUUAAUAAAGACACCGAUUGGAAAAAUUACUAAUAGGAAUAUACCAUUAAUGGUUUGGAUAGUUGGACUAUCGCUUUGGAUAAUAGGAUUAUUGGAAGGUACACAUCCAACUAUGUUUCUAAGUGGAUUAUUAGUUUCCUGGACUUAUCUUAGAUUUUAUCAAAGACAUAAUAAUGGAACUAGAGGAGAUAUGGCUGAUAAUUUUACGUUUGCAAGUUUUUUCCCAAAUGUAUUACAACCUCCAAUAGCAGUAGUAAGCAAUACUGUACAUGGUUUCUUUGUACGCAUUGGACUCUGUCGAAAAGUAGUUAGAAGAUUUGAUAUGUCAAAUGCACCACCUGGUUUGGUAAUUAACCUUCCUGGAAUUGAUCCCCAUGAUAGUGAAAGACGCAGACAAAUAGCACUUAAAGCACUGAGUGAAAGAUUAAGCAAAGAUCAUACAAAACCAUGGCAACAAGAUCGAACUAAGAAACAUUCUCCUAUACCACCUGCGAUUUCUAUACCAAUUCCAGAAUCUUCUACACCAAAACCACUUGCAUCUCCUCUUAUUCCACAAGUUAAUGUCAAUAUACACAAUCAUCCUUCUACUAAUACGUGAUUACUUGAUGCAGACUGAUUUCAAUAGGUUUAUGUGUAAAUACAUUAAGAAACUUCUAAAGAAAAUGUUCCUAAAAAUGGGUUUUAUAAUAUGGCAAUAUACAAUUAGUAACGAAAUUCUAUAUAUGUAUUUUUCGUUAAAAAUAUAUUUAUAUAUUUAUGUAUAUAAUGCAACUGUUUCUAUAUUUGGUCAUACUAUGAAACAGAAUCAUUCAAAACAAUGGAAAAGUUACACACGUACACGUAAAACAUACGUUAUGAAACAUAAUGUCAUAAACAUUUUAUUUUUACAUUGUAAAAUAUUAUCAAAUGCAACACAUGUAAUAUAAAUUUAUGAACAAAAACUUAUAAAUACUUUCAAAUAUUCGUAAUCAUAGAUAUAAAUUAAUUUAGGAAAAUCAUUAAUUCAUUUUAUAUGUUGCUUCAAAACAAUAGAAUUUACUUUUACUUAUCAUAAAGAUAAAAAAUAAAAUAGCAACUAUAUUAUAAAAAAAAUUAAUAUUUUUUUAAGUUUAAUAAUACGAAAAGAAAUGACCGAAUAAUUAUUAUUACAAAAAAAUAUGUUAAUAACAAUAUACUUUACUUUUUACACUUAAGCAAUAUAUAUAUAGCAAAUUAUAUAUUUGAUAGAAAUCAAUAAAACUUAAGGUAUAUAUAAUGUUGUUAGAUAUAAUGCCAUAUUAUAUAUAUUAAAACAUAAUGAUCUUUAGAAGAUUCUUAAGAAAUAGGAAGUAUUAGAUUUAUCUCCAUAAAACUUGUGAUGCUGUUUUCCAACAGAAACCAUGUUCUUCAUUGCUAAAGAUUAUGGAAUCUAUUCACAUAAUCAGCAAUUGUUGAUAAAUAAUACAAUAAUUUAAAUGUUUUGCGAGGAAAUAACCUCGUAGCUUUAUAAUGCUGUUCCGUCUAAAGUUUAAUAGUAAACCACUGGAAGAUUGAUAAGUGAUGAAAAUGAGAAAUGGCUUCCAGUACAACAGUCGGGCAUUUCCAUUAGGUACACCUUCAAACGUAAAAACAGAUACAAAUCUUUUUAAUGGUAAACUUUUUACAACCACAAUUGUGAAAAUAUUUUGAACAAAGUAGACUGGCAAUACAAAGAACAUAUACACAUUGAAAUCAGUAGCAUAGUUUUCGAGUAAAUAUCUUGUAUAAUUUACAGCUCAUUCAUGAUAUAUUGGGUGUCUCAAUUAAGUUGAAUAUUUAAAUUAUUUCUCCUGCUGUUGAAACCAAGAAAAAAUAAUUAAUAGGAAUUUAUAUGGUUUGCAUAUUAACAACUGUUUUUUAUAAUGUGACGUAGUCAACAUUUAGAUGAAUUAAAAAUGACCUUAAGUAAAAAAAAAUUCAUAAAAAUUGGUUAAUAUGCAAAAAAACGACAAUGACCUUGCAAUGGCAUUUAAAAUGAUAUUGGGAAAAUAUUUUUUGUCAUCAUUAGGUGCAUGCCCUAGAUCCAUAUAAAUUCAUCUUAGUCAUUUUUUCUUACUUUCUAUAUUGGUAGAAAUAAUUUUGAUGUUCAAUUUAAUUAAGACACACUAUAUACUUGUGAUCAAAUUAACAUGCAUAAGUAUAUUAUGAUAGUUUCUUUUUUAUAUUAUCUCUUCACUGAUAUAAUAUCAUUAGAUUCUUUUUUGCAACUAUUAUUUUUGAUAUUAGAAUGUAUGUUGAAAUUCAUAUCUUGAUAAUGAAAACCUUGAAAAAUUAAUUGAGAUAUCAAGUAAAUUUAAUUAUUAUUAGAAUUGUAUUUGAUUCACAAUCAUUGUAUUAAUGUGUUACUGCACAUGCAUGUAUUACAUACAUUCCAAAUUUUUGUAUGUUUAAAUGAAAUGGGAUACUUCUACAUUGUUUAGUAUCAAAUGAAGCUAAUACUGCAAUAGUUAUUACAGAUAAAAUAACUACUUUAAAAAAAUGUAUAAACAGAUUAUGAAGAUAGAACAGUUAUGAUGUAAUUUAAAAAAAGGGAAAAACUAUCUUGAUGGACUGAUGUAAAUAAAUCGAAUGAGUUGUAAAUACAUAAAAUAGGACAUGUAAUGAGAAGGGAACAAAACAUUGAAAAGAAGCAGUGGUUAUGCAUACAAUAGUGUGAUAGAAUAUGGUUCAAAACUAUUUUUAUGUAUGAUAUGAAAACAUUCUGUCAAUGUAUGAGUGUUUGUUAUAAUUUUAGCCUUUCACAUAAUUUUCACAACACAUUUUUUAAGUACUUCUAUUUUAAAAGAUCUUUAGUCAAUUAAUAUUUAUUAUUGAAGGUAUAGCUACUGUUGAAAUAUGAAAGGCUAAAAUUAUAUGUAUGAAUGAACAUUUGUUAAAGUCGUUGGAUAUAUUUUAAGAAAGUAAUG